Messenger RNA from Zymoseptoria tritici IPO323, 2757 nucleotides. It is a transcript of the gene MgASG1, whose product is annotated as fungal transcriptional regulatory protein. The transcript has 4 exons. NCBI's taxonomy places the organism in Eukaryota, Fungi, Ascomycota, Dothideomycetes, Mycosphaerellales, Mycosphaerellaceae. Gene Ontology annotation, cellular component: nucleus. The coding region runs from base 1 to 2757 and encodes 918 amino acids. Gene Ontology annotation, molecular function: zinc ion binding; DNA-binding transcription factor activity, RNA polymerase II-specific; sequence-specific DNA binding. The record is from RefSeq and is a predicted model, not a curated record. Gene Ontology annotation, biological process: positive regulation of transcription by RNA polymerase II; DNA-templated transcription.
AUGCAAAAGCGACGUCGAGUAACACGUGCUUGCGAUGAGUGUCGACGAAAGAAGAUCAAGUGCGAUGGCAAGCAGCCGUGCACGCAUUGCACCGUCUACAGUUAUGAUUGCACGUACGAUCAGCCGUCCAACAGGCGCAGGAAUCCCGCGCCACAAUACGUCGAGAAUCUCGAGCAUAGGGUGCAUCGGGCGGAGACUUUACUUCAUAUACUAAUACCAAAUCUGGAUCUGAACGACCCAGGGAUCGAUGCAGCCGUGGCACAAGGAUGGAUCCCUGGAGCACCCGGCAAAGGAGAGCCUAGAGCGGCGCAGGCUGCACAACCGCAGCGACCACCACCUACUCCUGCUCCUAAUUCUGACAAAAAGUCCGAUACGAACCUGGAGUCGAUGGUGAGAGCGGUCGCCCAACUAGACAUGGAUGAGACCGGGCACUGGGAUUAUCAUGGUCACUCCUCAGGUUUGUCCUUUGUUCGCAGAAUGCGAGAGCAACUCGGCGAUUUGAUGGGACCAGAUACGAUGGCCGCGCCGUUUGUUAAAACCAGGCCUAUGUCCUCUCUCCUCCUGGACUCACCUAGAUCUGCCGAAUCACCGAUGGGCGACAUUCACGCAGGAACUGCUGAUAUGCCACCAAAAGACAUGGCUCGACAGCUCUGCUCCCAUGGACUCAACGAUGCGGCGGCGCUAUUGCGCAUGGUCCAUCAGCCGACAUUCUGGGAGAGCUUCGAAACGCUGUACAGCAAAACACAGGACAAUUACAACAACGAGGACCACAAAUUCUUGCCCUUGUUCUACAGUGUCAUUGCACUAGGUUCCCUGUUUGGCAAGGAUGAUGACGCCAGUCACAUCGACGAGGGUUACGAGAGUGCGAUCCAGCAGGGUUUCACGUACUUCAAGACAGCUCGUCAGCUCAUGGAUAUCGCCGACUGUCGGGACCUUUCGUCGAUCCAGGCGGUGGUGUUCAUGAUUCUCUUUCUGCAGUCAUCGUCAAAAAUGUCGCAAUGCUAUGCCUACGUGGGUGUGGCGUUGCGAUCCGCCUUGCGCAUGGGUCUUCAUCGCGCGGCUGCAGGCAAAUUCGAUCCGGUGGAGGCCGAGAGCAGAAAGCGAGUGUUCUGGGUAGUGCGCAAGCUGGACAUUUACGUUGGCGCCAUGUUGGGUCUUCCACAGACAUUAAGUGACGACGACAUCGAUCAAGACUUCCCGACCGAGGUGGACGACGAGUACAUCACGAGGGAUGGAAUUCUACCGAUGCCAGAGGGAGUCGUGCCGUUGAUGACCGCUUUCAAUUUGCACACGCGGUUGGUCGGCAUCCUACAGAAGAUCGUACGCAAGAUAUACCCGAUCAAUGUGUCGAAUUCACAAAACACCGGAGACAAAUCAUACUCGAUACCAUUUUCUACUAUCCGAGAGAUCGAAAGCGAGAUGGAGGAGUGGAAGCAGAGCCUCCCGCCAAUCCUUACGCCGUGUGAGGCGCCGGCGCGGUACGUGCGGAUUCAGCAGCUUCUGCGACUUUCAUACGCACACGCGCAAGUGCUGCUUUAUCGGCCGUUCCUUCACUUCACCGCCAUGGAGAAGAGAUCACGACCUGUCGAUCAGAGGGCGUACGCUUGUGCAGCAUCAUUUGUCAACGUUUCGCGCAACAUCAUCCACAUUGCAUCCCAGAUGAAGCAGAAGGGUCUGCUCAAUGGCGCGUUCUGGUUCAUCAUGUAUACCACCUUUUUCUCGAUUCUAGCGCUCGUGUACUUUGCUGCCGAGAAUCCGGACAAUCCCACGACCGAAGCGGUGAUGAAGGACGCCAUUGAGGGCAAGGAGGUCCUGGCAUCUCUGGCCUCCCGUAGCAUGGCUGCCGACCGAUGUACUGCGACUCUCAACAUUGUCUUCCAACGACUGCCCGAUUGGAUGCGAGAUGGACGACAGAACCCUACGAUGUCGAAGAAACGACCACACGAUGCUGGUCCGGAGGGAUCUAGUGCGCAGGCGUCACGGAGCCACCCAGAUGUCUCGGUAGUCAGCCAGGAGGCACCUCCCAUGGGCAUUCAGCGCGCCAGCACAUUCCCCAAACAUGGAGCUACCAAUUCACCCAGCCUCGAUUCUUCAAUGGACAACUCUUGGUCUCACUCCACGUCGUCAUACGGUGCAGAGACACCGACAUCUGCGCCCUUCGAUACCAGCACAUUCUCAGCUGCCAACCAAAGAAACGUGUCGCAGGCGAUGAUGCCACAAUACUCUCUUCCGCCCAACUUCGCCAACCCGGGUCUGACCGAUCUUUCCACCAUGAUGUUUCCCACGGCAGACGGGCCCUUUACUUACCCCAAUCAGCCCCUGACGACGUUUGAGAACAAUCAACAAUUCGGCAAAGGUAGCCUCUUCUCGAACGCACAAGCCUUUACACCACUUGGCAACGCGAGCCCUGCGACAUCUUCCUCCCGCGGCCGUGAAGAGAACAUCGAAGCCCAAUUCUACCCCUUGCCUCCCUAUAUCGAGCAACGCCAACAACAGCAAUUCUCGCAGCUGCGCACGCAGUCGCAAUCGAGAGGCAUGGGCAUGGGCUAUCCGCAGCCGACCAGCAUGCCUUUCAAUGGCGCACCCCAGUCCGCGAGCGCGGUGCAGGCGAUGCAGAUCCCGAAUGGAGGGAAUUGGGUCGGUCAGUCGGCGUUUCCGCAGGGGAUGUUGGAUCAGAAUAUCAAUAUUCAGGAUCUGUUUGGCGGGCAAGAAUGGAAUCCGAUGUUCGCUGGGUAUCAGCACCAGCAGGGUCAGUAG